GCGUGGAGGGAGCACGAGCGGCGGGGUGACGCGGCGAGUGGCUGGACCGGUACGAACCGGUAGUGCCUGGACCGGCUGAGCGUGUGACGUGGACGGGUGGAAGUCUGCCGGCUGCCGGUGGAGGGCUGCCGGCGUCAACGGUGGUCCCGCAGGCGCCGUUGGCUCGCUUUGAAGCCGGCGCCAGCGGCGUCACGAGCGCCGCGGGUCAGAGGUGAACAUGCCGCCGGUGCGCGGCGUCCGCACGGCUCCGCCACUGCCGCUGCCGCCGCUGCCGCUGCUGCUGCUGCUGCUGUGUGUAGUGCCGGGGACCGUCUCCGGCACCCAAACGAUCACCAUAGGAGGAUUCUUUUACAAUGCCAACAACACGGAGUCGCUGCGGGAGGUGGCCUUCCGCCAGGCCAUCGAGAAGGUCAACGCCGAGGCGGAGGCGUCCCGGAGGUCGAUAGCGUUCGCGUACCAGGUGGAGCGCCUCAGCACCACCAACAGCCUGCCCGCCUCCAGACGAGUGUGUGACGCGCUGCGGAGGGUGGGCAUGGCGGCCAUCUUCGGGCCCGACCUGGAGCCAGCCUCGGGCCACGUGCAGUCCAUCUGCGAUGCCAAGGCGAUUCCACACGUGCAGACGCACAUGCGGGACACCAGCGUGCAGAAGCAUUUCUCCAUCAACCUUCAUCCGCACCCGGGCGCUCUCAGCAAGGCGUACGCCGACAUCCUGGAGAUGAACCACUGGCCGGUGUUUGCCGUGCUCUACGAGGACAACGAAUCAUUGCUCCGGCUGCAGCAGGUGCUCAAGCUGCCGCAGUUCGACAACCAGUUCCAGAUGAGCGUGCGCCAGCUGCCGGCCGACGGCCACUACCGGCACGUGCUCAAGAGCGUCAUGGACUCCAAGGUGCGCCACGUGGUGCUCGACUGCAGCGCUGGCCACGUGCACACCGUGCUGAAGCAGGCGCAGCAGAUCGGCAUGAUAACCAGCGAGUACAGCUUCUUCAUCACGUCGCUGGACCUGCACACGGUGGAUCUGAAGGACUUCAGCUACAGCGGCGCCAACAUCACCGGACUGCGUCUGAUCGACCCGUCCGACCCCAAAAUCAUCAUGACGGUGCGAGAGUGGAGGGAGAGGCAGCGUGAGCAGGGCGUAACACGCCAGCUCCCUUCAGCAUCCAGCGCAGCCUCCCCUCUCACCAUCCACGCCCGCUCGCUCAAGACGAGUGACGCGCUGCUGUAUGACGCGGUGCACGUGUUGGCCGCCGCCGUGCGCGACCUCAGCACGCCGCUGGACCUGUCGGUGACGCCGCUGGACUGCGCUGGCGAGUUCAUGUGGGCGCACGGCGACUCGCUCAUCAACUACAUGAGAAUGGUGAAACAGGACGGCCUGACGGGCCGCAUCGAGUUCGACGCCGAAGGCCGGCGCACCUUCUUCAGCCUGGACGUGGUGGAGCUGAAGGAGUCGGGCCUGGUGAGGCUGGGCAGCUGGAGUCCACGCGGCUCCAACAUGACGCAGCGGGCCAGGCCUGCCGUCCAGGACCAGAACCGCACCGUCGUCAUCACCACCAUCCUGAAAGAUCCGUACACGAUGCUCAAAGAGUCGUCCAUUUUGAGGAAGGGCAACGACCGGUUCGAGGGCAUUUGUGUAGACAUCAUCGACGAGCUGUCCAAAGAGCUCAACUUCAACUACUCAUUUCAUCUGAAUCCCGAUGACACACCAGGGCGUCCCAACGCGAAGACAGGAAAGUGGAACGGCAUGAUCGGCGAACUCCUGGAGGGCAACGCCCACAUGGCUAUUACCGAUCUGACCAUCACGAAGAGUCGCCAGGAGGUGGUGGACUUCACCAUGCAGUGGCUCAGUCUAGGCAUCGGUCUGCUCUACACGAAGCCGGUACGCCAGCCGCCGAACCUCUUCUCCUUCCUCUCACCACUGUCGCUGGAGGUCUGGAUCUACAUAGCAUUGGCUUACCUGGGCGUGUCCGUGCUCAUGUUUCUGUUAGCCAGGUUCACCCCUUACGAGUGGGAUCACCCGCAUCCCUGCCACCUGAACCAGGACGUGCUGGAAAACCAGUUUAACUUUUUAAACGCGCUGUGGUUCUGUAUUGGAUCGCUGGUGCAGCAGGGGUGCGACUUUCUCCCCAAAGCCGUUUCCACCAGAAUGGUGGCAGGAAGCUGGUGGUUUUUCACACUGAUCAUGGUCUCCUCCUACACCGCCAACCUGGCCGCCUUCCUGACGGUGGAGACGCUCGUGUCGCCGAUCUCGAGCGCCGAGGAUUUGGCGCGCCAGACCGAAAUCAAGUACGGCGUCCAGGAGAGCGGCGCCACUGCUCAGUUCUUCAGAGGCUCCAGGAUAUCGCCGUUUGACAAGAUGUGGUCUUUCAUGGAGUCCCAGGAGCCGUCAGUGUUCGAGAAGACGAGGGACGGCAUCAACCGCGUGUCAACCGCUGCCGGCAAAUACGCUUAUUUCAUGGAGUCCUCAACGAUCGAGUACACUAUAGAGCGCCGCUGUGACCUGACCCAGGUGGGCGGCCUCCUAGACAACAAGGGAUACGGUAUUGCAGUGAGCAAGUGGUCCCCGGUGUCAGCAUCUGAGCUGAGCGAGAUCAUCCUGAAGAUGCAGGAGGACGGCCGGCUCCAGCGCCUGAAAACACUAUGGUGGAAAAACAAAAAAGAGGGCGGCAAAUGUCUGGAGCAGAACGCGAAGAAGGGCAGCGUGUCGGCGCUGACGCUGAAGAACGUGGGCGGCGUGUUUGUCUGCUUGAUGUGCGGCGUGGCGCUGGCCGUUGUCCAGUCGUGCCUCGAGUUCAUCUGGGCCGUGCGGAACCAGGCGGCGGAGGAGAAUGUGCCGUUCGCCAGCGAGGCCAUGAAGGAGCUCUCCUUCGUGUUCCGCUUCCGGGGGAACACCAAGCCGGUGCGACGGCCGGUGACCGUCGACGAGGACGAGGCCACCAUUCCAUUCAGCACCAACAGCUCGGGCCAGUACGCCGCCAGCGGGUAUGGCUACACCAGCCGCAGCUGAGCAACGAGCCGCCGCCGCACAACUACCUAGCCGGCAUGCAUGCGGGACGGAGCCCGAACUGGCCGGGACGGAGGCGGGACGUGGCCGGGACAGAGGCGGGACGUGGCCGGGGACGAGCUCAGGAGCGCGCUGAGUGGCCGAGGUGAAGCGCUUGGGACCUGUGGUGAUACAGGGCGCAGGUCGUGUUUAGAUGCGGCGCGCAGCGACGUUUUACGGAGGUGCGACGAUAUUGAAGUGCCUACGGAAUGAGAGCGGUGGUGUUGCUGAGGUGUCUACAGAGUGAGAGCGGUGGUUCUGCUGAGGUGCUUGCAGAGUAAGGGCGGUGGUGCUGCUGAGGUGCUUACGGAGUGAGGGCGGCGGUGCUACUGAGGUGCUUACGGAGUGAGAGCGAUGCUGCUGCUGAGGUGCUAAGGGAAUGAGAGCGGUGGUGCUGCUGAGGUGCUUACAGAGUGAGAGCGGUGGUGCGCGCGUGUGAGCGAUAGCAAUGCUUGUUCCCUGGGCGGUAGUAGGGUGCGAUCACGGCCGAAGAUGCAGCGCUGGAGAUGCGGCGCUGGGUAUGCACCAUGGAAGGCCAAACGGGACAUCAAAGUGGCAUGUAGAAUCGAUGACGAGACAGAAGAAUGUUUUACCUCGUGGAUCGCACAGAGAAAACUGGACACGGAGAAGUGACGUGGUAAAAGUGCAAACUAAAUGAAAAGAGACGUAAACUAAGUACGUCUGAGUGGGCUUAGGUAGCGCCGAACCUUGGCUCUCGAUAGGUUCCCUUACUAGUGAAGCACAUGCUCACGUUAGCACAUAUCCACGAUGUGGCAAUAUUUACGUUUGAAUGGUGUCAGUUCCCGGAUCUGACACGUCUGUGUAGUCAGCUCAGUGACUGAAUCCUAACGGUAUUGUCAUUAUUCUCAUUCGUCUUAAUUCUGAUGAUAGAGAACUGCGUCAUAGAGUUGUGAUGCCUCAGUAAGUGUGCCAUAUAUAAACUGAGUCUUUACUGAACCAGUUGUCGAAGUUCGUGGCUCGGUUGCUUUUGCGCAGUUGCAGAUUUGUGCCUGUCAGUAGGGUGAUUAUUACCACAGUUGCAGAUCUGUGUCCGUCAGUAGGGUGAUUAUUCCCACGGUUGCAGACAUGUGCCUGCCAAUAGCGUGAUUAUCCUCACAGUUGCAGAUCUGUGUCCGUCAGUAGGGUGAUUAUUCCCACGGUUGCAGACAUGUGCCUGUCAAUAGCGUGAUUAUCCCCACAGUUGCAGAUCUAUGCCUGUCAGUAGGGCGACUAUCCCGCAUGUAGAGCUUCUUAUUUCAUAUAAACAUGAACUUAAGAUCAAUAAUUGACCCUGGCAGAUAGCAGGCGUCCUUUUUCACGCAUUUGAAUGUCCUGUUUCGCGCUGCGAAAUACACGCCGCGCUUGAUGUGCACCCGUCCACUAGUUACCUCCGCGCGCGCAGCAGACGCCGAAUGGCUAUGCUACGCGGCAGCCGAUGUGCGUGCAUCGCCUCACUCCGAGAUCGCGCCAAACCCAAUACCUCAAUGGUCCCCUCAUGCCGCUUCAGAUGUCUGUAGAGAGCUGCGUCUUCAGGCGUCCCAGUGUAGCCAUGUUGCUCUGUCACAGAGAUGUUUGUAUUUUAACAAUGGUGACUGGGCGGCGCAGGCGUUUUGACUUGGACAUCCGUUGUUCUCUGUGUAGCCGUUGAGCCGCUCCGGCUGAGUGUAUAAGCGACCUUUUUGACAACACAACUUCAUGUACGUUAUGUUGGAUGUUUUCGCUGCGCGGAAGUGUCAGAGUCGGCACCGAAAAUAAGAUACAAGAAUCAAUGCAGCAUAAUCGUCUUAGUAGCCGAUGCCGUUGUCGAAUAGUCUAGGUUUUCCAUGACGUCAGUGGGGCGUCACAGCUUUGUCUAAGGCAUGCCAAUAUCACCGGUG
Molecule: messenger RNA, 4914 nt
Organism: Pollicipes pollicipes
Lineage: Eukaryota; Metazoa; Arthropoda; Thecostraca; Pollicipedomorpha; Pollicipedidae
Product: glutamate receptor ionotropic, kainate 2-like
Biological process (GO): monoatomic ion transport
Cellular component (GO): membrane
Molecular function (GO): ligand-gated monoatomic ion channel activity; signaling receptor activity
Source: RefSeq, a predicted model, not a curated record